UAAGAGAUAUCAAUAUGAACUAUCAACCAUUGAUCAUACUUAGGGAGAGAGAAACAAAAAAGGGGUCUGCGUCUUUCCUCCACUUUACUUUGUUUCGUAAUUCCAGUUCAAUCAGCAAAUCGGAAACCCUAUGUCAUCGGAAGGGCAUCCACUUGACGGUGCCUCCGAUCCACCGUCGGAGGAGGUGCCACGCUUAGAUAUGCUUUCCUUUGAAAAUGAACAAGAACGCUCACCUGAACCACAGCAGCUUCCGGAGUGGCUGCGGCUGCUGGAGCUGCUGCGGGAGCAGGAGCAGGAGCAGGAGCAGGAGCGGGAGCGGCUGAUGCAGUUGCUGCAGCGAUAUUUUCAAGCCUUGGGAACUGCAGUACCAUACAUUGGUCUUCUUCUUUUUCCUCUUUGCUGUUCUUCCUUCAUGUUAUUUCUGUUGGAGACAUGGUCAAUGGUGACGGCAGUCAAUGAGAUAACUCGCGGGUUUCUGUUUCUAGGCACUAAUGGUGUCGUAAUUCAUCAGUUGGCAUCGGUGAACUCUUUUACAUUUGAGAAGAGGAACUUACUGAGCUUUGGGGAAGCUUUUAGUAUGUCCCUUCCACCGAUGGUACAUAUCAGCAUGAUUCUUUUGAGUUUAGCUCUGAAUUUUGUGCUCCUAUUCCGAGUUUACCCUGGAAUACAAUGUGUUCUUCUACUCCUCUGCAUAUUAAUGCCAUUGUAUUAUUUUGCUGAACUAGCACAUAAAGCAGCUGGCAUUGCUGUAAACUUAGGAAGGUCGUACAAGAUGCCCCUCAUAUGGUUUUCUACCUUAGGGGGCCUUGGCAUCUUCCUAAUUGGUGGUUCAAUGGUACUGCUGAUAGUUUUUCUAUCUUGGCUAUAUGCAAGAAGAAGAGGACUGGAAUUCCAAGGAAUAAGGGUCAAUGGGGAUGCCAUAAUAGGGGCAAUGAAUGCCUGAACAACUCGUUGAUCUCUCUUGUUUUAGCAAUGUUUGGAAUCGGACUGUCAGAUCGUGUAAUAGCUUAUAGAAUAUCUUCCUAUCCACAACCUGUAGUUUGAAUAUUUUUGCAAUGGACUUAUAACUGGUUUACGAUGAA
Molecule: messenger RNA, 1082 nt
Organism: Arachis duranensis
Lineage: Eukaryota; Viridiplantae; Streptophyta; Magnoliopsida; Fabales; Fabaceae
Exons: 3
Coding region: 131-943 (270 amino acids)
Source: RefSeq, a predicted model, not a curated record